UCCCUUCCCCUCCCCUGCGACAGCGACGGAGGAAGCUGACGAGAAGUUUAGCUUAUUUUUCUUCUCUCCAAAUCCGUCCCUUUCGUACUCGAGCAUCUCCCCACGAACGGAGAAGAAGGCUAUAAAUGCAGCCUCGUGGAUGCGUCCAUCCAUGUCCGUGUCCUACUCGUACCUUGGAGCCACCAAUUGCACGGUUGAGGAAGCAUCAAUAUAAAAGCAUGGAUCAGUACGAGGUGCUAGAGCAGAUCGGUAAAGGAUCAUUCGGUUCAGCUCUUCUUGUGAGGCAUAAAAUUGAGAAGAAGAAGUAUGUCUUGAAGAAGAUUCGUCUUGCUCGGCAGACUGACAGGUGCCGCAGGUCUGCCCACCAGGAAAUGGAGCUUAUUUCUAAGGUGAACAACCCGUUCAUUGUGGAAUACAAAGAUUCCUGGGUUGAAAAGGGUUGCUAUGUGUGUAUUGUGAUAGGUUAUUGUGAGGGCGGAGAUAUGGCUGAAGUCAUAAAGAAGGUCAAUGGAGCUCUUUUCCCGGAGGAGAAACUUUGUAAGUGGCUUGUUCAACUACUUAUGGCACUUGAUUACUUGCACAUGAACCAUAUUCUGCACCGUGAUGUUAAGUGUUCAAAUAUAUUUCUUACGAAAGAGAAAAACAUACGUCUUGGUGACUUUGGUCUUGCUAAAAUUUUGACCUCUGAUGAUCUAGCUUGUUCUGUUGUUGGCACUCCUAGUUACAUGUGCCCUGAACUUCUCGCUGAUAUACCCUAUGGUUCUAAAUCUGAUAUCUGGUCCCUUGGCUGCUGUAUAUAUGAGAUGACAGCCCUCAAGCCUGCAUUCAAAGCCUUUGACAUGCAAGGUUUGAUAAACAAAAUUAACAAGUCCAUAGUGGCUCCUCUGCCAAGCACGUAUUCUGGUGCAUUUCGAGGACUCAUAAAAAGUAUGUUAAGAAAAAACCCAGAACAUAGACCGAGUGCUGCUGAACUGCUCAAGCACCCACACCUUCAGCCUUAUGUGCUUGAAGUCAAUUUAAAGUCUCCUACAUGGAAUAGGCUUCCUAUUAUGCAAACUAAAAACAAUCAUUUGAAGAAAAUUACAUUCCUUGAUGCCAGCAAUGAUUCCAUGUGCAAUGACAUGGAGAAAAGGAGGUCUUUCAGCAGUGAGAAGAUAUUGAAACUGAAUAAGCCUGUAGCUGAGCAUGACUCUUUUGAUUCCACUCAGACAAUUAAAGUUUAUCCAAAUUAUCCAAACCAAAGACUAAAAGGUCAGGUUGGGGAUAUAGAUGUGUAUAAAGCGAAUAGUGAGAAACACUCGCCUACUGUGAAGACACCCAGAUAUACUCCUAAAUCCUUCACAACUCCAAGGAAUGUAGUGGAGCCAUCAAAAUCAUCGCAUACUGGAGGAGAUCAUGAACUGCUUCCAUCACGAAUUACAACAGAUAAAAGUGGACAACACACUGGAAGAACAUCUCUUCCUUCAUCGAAAUCUGAGACCCCUUAUAGACACAAAGUUGGUAUUAUCAACCCGAUGGAAUCCCCCGAUAUUUCAGUGAAUUCCCCUCGAAUAGACAGAAUAGCAGAAUUUCCAUUAGCCUCAUUUAAAGAGCCACUGUUCACCAUCCAAAAGCUCCCUUCGGAUCAUGACUCUUCUCUCAUUCCUCAUUGCGGAGACUGUUCAAUCACCAAAGAUAAAUGCACUGUUCAAAUCUUUCGAUCCAAAGGAAACAAUAGGAACUAUUCUCCAGACCGAAGUCCAGUAGCCGCAGAUGUGUCAAGUCGAGGCUCUUCUGAAUCAAUGCAGCGGAGGUUUGACACCUCAUCAUAUGAACAGCGGGCAGAGGCUUUGGAGGGAUUGCUUGAAUUUAGUGCACAGUUGCUACAACAGGAGAGGUUUGAAGAAUUGGGGAUUUUGCUGAAGCCAUUUGGCCCUGAGAAGGUCUCCCCAAGAGAGACAGCUAUAUGGUUAACAAAGAGCUUUAAAGAAACUGCAGUGUGUUGAUGUAUUCAAGUCUUUUUGUUGCUGCUUACUUCAUAGAAAUCAAAGUGAGCUUGUCACUUUAUUAUAGAUGGUUGUCUUUGUUAUCUUAAAGCUAUGUAACCUGCAGUAGGUUGAAAGUCUGCCAACGUAUCUUGAAAUUAGAUGUGGUUUCUCUGUAUGACAUAUAUUAUUACUAGGCUAUGUUGAUUUUUUAUGUUAC
Molecule: messenger RNA, 2184 nt
Organism: Musa acuminata subsp. malaccensis (wild Malaysian banana)
Lineage: Eukaryota; Viridiplantae; Streptophyta; Magnoliopsida; Zingiberales; Musaceae
Source: RefSeq, a predicted model, not a curated record